ACACUUAGAGGUGACGAAAAAAAUUAGCGCAAAGUUGAGAAGAUAUAAUUUAAAAAAAAAAAAAAAAAAAAAGAAGCAAUCCUUUAAAGCAACGAAAGAGGAAUAACAACAAAAUUGCGAAGAGGCAAAAUUGCAAAGUAACAGUUACGAAGUGACAAUUGCAAAGCGACUAUUGCAAAGUGACAGUUGCGAAGUGACGUUUGCCAACGCGUGACCAUCCCUUUUGCGAACCAACAAAUAAAAACGUAGAGGAAGAAAAUGCCGAAGAGUUACAGGAAUUACUCCAAAACGGCUAGGAACCCAAAGCGUCCCUUUGAAAAGGAACGUUUAGACCAAGAGUUGAAGCUCAUCGGUGAAUACGGGCUUAAGAACAAGAGGGAAAUAUGGAGAGUGCAGUACUUGCUAGCCAAAAUCCGAUCAGCUGCCAGGUACCUGUUAACCCUAGACGAAAAAAGCUCCAAGAGAAUAUUCCAAGGAGAGGCCCUACUAAGAAGAAUGGUGCGUCAAGGAUUACUGGGGGAAAAUGAAGAAAAGUUAGAUUAUGUCUUAGGGUUGACUUUACCAAAAUUGUUGGAGCGAAGAUUGCAGACGAAGGUUUUUAAAUUAGGGUUAGCCAAAUCUGUGCAUCAUGCAAGAGUACUAAUACGACAGAGACAUAUCCGUGUGGGAAAACAGAUGGUAGAUAUUCCCUCCUUCUUAGUUCGUGUGGAUUCGGAGAAGCACAUUGACUUCUCCACCACGUCUCCCUUUGGAGGUUCCAGACCAGGAAGGGUCAAGAGAAAGACUUUGAAAAACCAAAAGGAGAAGAACGAAGAGGAAAAUAGCUGAUCGUUAUGAGUGCGUCACCCUGUGUUCCACCAGCGAUCAUUACGCAUGUGCGGGGGGGGGGGAUUAUACAAGAAGGAAAAACAGCCCAUUGGCAGUAACGAAGACGCACUCCCCUUUUUUUUUUAUUUUACCCAAUUAUUAAUGCUAACCGUAUAGUGUGAACAAAUUAGCAAGUGUGCAUAAAUAGCC
Plasmodium vivax (malaria parasite P. vivax) is the source of this 1017-nucleotide messenger RNA. RefSeq names its product 40S ribosomal protein S9, putative. Lineage: Eukaryota; Apicomplexa; Aconoidasida; Haemosporida; Plasmodiidae. Gene Ontology annotation, molecular function: rRNA binding; structural constituent of ribosome. The transcript has 3 exons. Bases 259 to 828 code for a protein of 189 amino acids. Gene Ontology annotation, cellular component: cytosolic small ribosomal subunit. Gene Ontology annotation, biological process: translation; positive regulation of translational fidelity. The record is from RefSeq and is a predicted model, not a curated record.